Molecule: messenger RNA, 4410 nt
Organism: Plasmopara halstedii
Lineage: Eukaryota; Oomycota; Peronosporomycetes; Peronosporales; Peronosporaceae
Product: myosin-like protein
Exons: 4
Coding region: 1-4410 (1469 amino acids)
Biological process (GO): actin filament organization; vesicle transport along actin filament
Cellular component (GO): myosin complex; actin cytoskeleton; cytoplasm
Molecular function (GO): ATP binding; microfilament motor activity; actin filament binding
Source: RefSeq, a predicted model, not a curated record
AUGGAAGACCAGCAAACAAAGAUCUAUGUGCCAGACCCAGAAGUAAGUUGGGUAGAGGCCACUAUUACAAAAGGCCACGUCGUGAGUGAAACGACUAUCGAGGUGAUGAUUGAGGGAGAUUUGGCCGAAGAGGACGCGUCCAAGCAGCCCGAAGCCGGUGUCGUCCGCACAAUCGACAAGUCCUUGAUGCUGUUGCAAAACGAGCUUACGUCAGAGGACGGCUGUGCGGACAUGGUGAGCCUAAACUAUCUACACGAGCCUGCCAUCCUAUUCAACCUAAAACACCGAUUUUUGCGACAAAUUCCUUACACAUAUACUGGUGCCAUUUGCAUUGCUGUUAAUCCAUAUUCUUGGCUUGAUAUUUAUACGAAAGAACUACAAGAACAAUAUAUGGAACGCGAUCGCAAUGAAUUGCCUCCCCAUGUUUAUGCUACGAGUGCUGGUGCUUUUCAGCACAUGCGUGUCUUUGGAGAAAAUCAAAGUAUUCUUGUAAGUGGAGAAUCGGGCGCUGGCAAGACCGAGACGACAAAAAUAUUAAUGUCCCACUUGGCUUCAGCGGGCAGUCAGUCUACAACAGAAGCUCAAGCCAAAGAGGCCAAUAUUAUUGAACGUGUGCUCGAUGCUAAUCCGCUCAUGGAAUCGUUUGGUAAUGCCAAGACAUCGCGAAAUGAUAAUUCGAGUCGAUUUGGGAAAUUUUCAGAAUUACAAUUUGAUCCACGUGGUCAAUUGAUUGGAGCUCGUUCUCGCACGUAUCUGCUGGAAAAAUCAAGAGUAUCGCUCCAAGGACUCGGCGAACGUAAUUAUCAUAUAUUUUAUCAAUUAUUGGCUGCUCCAGAGGAUGUCACAACGCAAGUUAAGGUUACAGGAUUGGAAGCCAAGGAUUUUCCAUUUAUUAGGCCACAUGAAGAAGAUUUAAGCAACGGCAUUGACGUGAAUGCUGGUAUGAAAGAUGCCAAGCGUUUUCAACAAACUGUGUCAUGUUUGGAAACUAUGGGAGUGUCGAAAGAGGAUCAACUGAGUAUUUUUAAGGUGGUUGCUGCGAUCUUACAUCUUUCUCGAUUACAAUUUGAGUCAACACCUGGCAAUGAUGAUGCGUCACAACUCACUGCUACACCUGAGAAUCAACACGUGAGUGAAGUCGUAUCACAAUUACUUGAAUUUGACGACAAUCAAUUGCACACUGCGCUUUGUACACGUGAAAUGACAGCUGUGGCUGAUACAUAUGAAGUGCCACUAAACGUCUCACAAGCAGAAGGAGCUCGUACGGCAUUGGGUGUCGCGUUAUAUUCACAAAUGUUUUCAUGGUUGAUUCACCGUGUUAAUAUGUCGACAAGUGCCACGCAUGCGACUGUGGCUCAUAAGAUCUGUAUAUUGGAUAUUUUUGGGUUUGAAAUCUUUGAAAAAAAUUCGUUUGAGCAAUUGUGUAUUAACUACGCGAAUGAAAAAUUGCAGCAAAAGUUUACACAAGAUGUAUUCAAGUCAAUACAACAAGAGUAUGAAGAUGAGGGAAUUCCGUGGACACGUAUUGAAUUUGCAGACAAUGUCAACGUUUUGACACUCUUGGAAGGUCGUUUUGGUGUCUUGGCGUUGUUAAAUGAAGAAUGUAUGCGUCCAAAAGGUAGUGAUGCAGCAUUUGCGAAUAAACUAAAGGCCCACUACAGUGAUAACGACCGAUUUGAAUGUCCACGCUUUGCUCGUGACGCUUUCGUGAUCAAACAUUAUGCUGGUCCUGUGCAAUACGACACUAACGGGUUUUUAAUCAAAAAUACGGAUGCACUGCAAAAUGAUUUAAUUUUAUUGAUAAAGAAAUCAAAAGCACCGUUCUUGAAGAAACUUUUUCCUGAAGAGCAUGUGGGUGAUGCGAUGACGGGAAUUCCUGGUACAAAUGCUAUUACUGCUGCCAACGAAUUGCACGGUCGUUCCGUCAUGAAGCGCAAAAAUUCGAUCGUUGCAGAUACGGUGGGUACGCAGUUUAAGAGUCAGCUAAAUGGUCUGAUGGAGGACAUUCGUCGUACAAACGUUCAUUAUAUCCGCUGCAUUAAGCCUAAUGGCAAGAAGAGUCCGUUGGUGUUUAAUAAACUUCGUGUAACGGAGCAGCUUCGAUGUGCUGGUGUAGUGGAAGCUGUGCGAAUCAGUCGGAUGGCGUUUCCUAAUCGUGUAAUGCAAACAAUGUUUCUUGAACGUUUUCGUGGUGUGGCGCUGACAGCAACGACAAAUGCACUUGCUGUGCUUACAGCCACUGAGAAUGAAAACAUAAGUAAUGACGAAAAGGUUGCUGCUGCUGUUCGUGAGCUCCUGACAAAUUUGAUGCCGGACAAGGAGAGCGAGUAUCAAAUUGGUAAGACACGAAUUUUCUUUCGCCAAGGUGCUCUAGAAGGACUAGAAGAGCUGCGUACGCGUAAAUUUAACGCCGCAGCUGUGGUGCUUCAGCGCUACGCGAAGAAAUGGAUGGCUAUGGCUGUCUUCCAAAAGAUAAAGGAAGCGGCACUUGUGGCGCAAAAGGUGUACCGUGGCCACCGUGCGAUGGUGCAGUACAAGAAGCAACGAAAAGCUGCAAUUAGCGUUCAGAAAUACGUACGCCGCCACCGUGCUCGCCAGUUGUUGGUGCAUAUGCGCGAGGAAUACCGUGCUACUCAGAUCCAGAACGUUUGCAAGAUGUUUGUGGCAAGGCGUAAGUACCAAGUGAAAGUGAAAGCGAUCCGGACGAUGCAAAGCGUUGUACGAAUGCAUCUGGCUGUCAAGGCCUUUUCCGGUCUGCAAAAGCAGGCAAGAGAAGACGCAAAACUUGAAAAUCAAAUUCAAUUGCUUAAAAAACGUCUGCAACAAGAGCGUGAGGCGCGAAUUGAACUCGAACAGCAAGCGCAGUACGGUAGCCGUGCUUCAGUUCACAUGCGUAGCGAAGAAGCUCUCGAAGAUGCUGAUUUCGUGAUUGAUCAACUGCGUCGUGAAAACGCCGCUUUGAAGGAAGCUAAUACAAACUUAAAGACAUAUGGUGUACAGCUACGUAAAGAGAAGGAAGUUAUGGAACGAGGUGCGUACGUGAACGGAGCAUCAUUUGCGGCUGCCAACCAGCGCGCUAUGAAGCUGCAGGAUGAAAAUGAGGCCUUGAAAAGUGAGCUUGCUCGAUACAAAACGGGCCAUCGCAACUUGAAGGCACAACAUGCUGGUGUGAUGGAGAAGAUCACGCUUAUGCAAAGUUCGCUGAGCGAGGCCCUUAAUGAACGUCAGACUCUUCGCCAUACGGUAGACCAUCUGAAGCAACACACUGAACACUUGCAGGGUGAAAACAUGGCGCUUGCCAAGGCAAAUGCUCGCCUUCGCCUGAUUUUGCGUCAAGAUCCCGAGUUAAGUCGAAAACAUCGCGAAGAAGUACCUCGCCUGACAAAGCUAGCGCUGUCAUCGAAGCAGCCACAGCAAAAAGUGACCGUCCAAAAAACAAGUGCCACUCCUUCCAAAGCUAUCGAGCUCUCGGAGCCCUCGAUGGGUAUGCGCGUGCCGCUCUCAACGUUGCAACCGCCUACGCCUCCCACGGAUAAUAGUGUUUCGGUCACUCAACAGUUAUCCCUGCCUAUCAAGCGUGCUAACUCGUUGUCUAGCAAAAAGUUUACUCAUGAGACGUCUAAGUCCUCUCGUGUGGUCAACAUUCGAGAGAUCCCCAGCGCCGGCCCGGAAGAGGAGCCAGCUGUCAAUGUUCUCUCUCCUACAGCUGAAAAUACGGGCGAACGUCUCUCGUUCGCAGAGGUCAUUAAAGGUCGAGAUCGACGCUCCUCUUCAAUAUCCAGUACGGGUUCAUCGUCGGAAACGUCAACAUCGCAAGCUAAUGCAAGUCCAGUCCUCACUUGUACGGCAAUCCGUCAGCCUACAGGUGAGGAUGGUCCGUUAGAAUCGCCAGCCAAAGUGAUCGGUAUUGUGUUGGAAGGUGAGCCUGAGGAUAGCAGUGACCGCGUGAGCUUUAGUGUGACACUUGGCAUCGAUAUGGUGGAGGAUGCAAAGCAGCAGCAACAACAGAACCAGCGUCUGUCGCUUACCGGAGGUAAUAUGGUUGUAAGACAAAGUACUUCGAACGGUACCGGAAAGUCAAAGAGCCGCGUACGUCGUGGCUCUUACGACCGUUCGGACAAUGAUAAUGGAAAUCGACGUAGUUUAUCAUCGCGGCAAUCGAUCACGGGCAGCGUGGAGGGAAAUCGCACUCGUCGUGGCUCUUACGACCGCAACGACUCGUAUGAUGGAAUGCGAAAUACUUCACUUAGACAGUCGCUUACGGGCGGCAACCACCACAAUGGCGGGAAUCGCGGGCGGGCUCGUCGCGGGUCGUACGAUCGGAACGGCUACAAGAGCCGCCAAACAAGUGAUACAAUGAGCAACGCCAGUAACAGUAGUGGUGGUGGAGGCAAGCGCAUUGAGCUUUAA